Molecule: messenger RNA, 1740 nt
Organism: Neogale vison (American mink)
Lineage: Eukaryota; Metazoa; Chordata; Mammalia; Carnivora; Mustelidae
Gene: HSF4
Product: heat shock transcription factor 4
Exons: 13
Coding region: 24-1502 (492 amino acids)
Biological process (GO): regulation of DNA-templated transcription
Molecular function (GO): sequence-specific DNA binding; DNA-binding transcription factor activity
Source: RefSeq, a predicted model, not a curated record
UCUUAGCCGGCCGAGACUGCGCCAUGCAGGAAGCGCCAGCCGCGCUGCCCACGGAGCCGGGCCCCAGCCCAGUGCCUGCGUUCCUCGGCAAGCUAUGGGCGCUGGUGGGAGACCCGGGGACCGACCACCUGAUCCGCUGGAGCCCGAGCGGGACCAGUUUCCUCGUAAGCGACCAGAGCCGCUUCGCCAAGGAAGUGCUGCCCCAAUACUUCAAGCACAGCAACAUGGCAAGCUUUGUGCGGCAGCUCAACAUGUAUGGUUUUCGGAAGGUGGUGAGCAUUGAGCAGGGCGGCCUGCUUAGGCCCGAGCGCGACCACGUCGAGUUUCAGCACCCGAGCUUCGUACGCGGCCGAGAACAGCUACUGGAACGUGUGCGGCGCAAGGUGCCAGCGCUGCGCAGCGACGACGGCCGCUGGCGCCCCGAGGACUUGGGUCGGCUGCUGGGCGAGGUGCAGGCUUUGCGGGGAGUGCAGGAGAGCACCGAGGCGCGGCUGCGGGAGCUCAGGCAGCAGAACGAGAUCUUAUGGAGGGAGGUGGUGACUCUGCGGCAGAGCCAUGGUCAGCAGCACCGGGUCAUUGGAAAGCUGAUCCAGUGCCUCUUUGGGCCACUUCAGACAGGGUCCAGCAGCGCAGGAGCUAAGAGAAAGCUGUCCCUGAUGCUGGAGGAGGGGAGCUCAUGCCCAACACCAGCCAAAUUCAGUGCCUGUCCCCUACCUGGUGCCCUCUUGCAGGACCCCUACUGUAUCCAGUCGCCCCUCCCAGAGACCGCCUCGGGACUCAGCAGCUCUCACAGGGCCAGGGGCCCUAUCAUCUCUGACAUCCACGAAGACUCUCCAUCCCCUGAUGGGACCAGGCUUUCUCCUUCCAGAAGUGGCAGGAGGGAGAAGGGCCUGGCACUGCUCAAAGAAGAGCCGGCCAGCCCAGGGGGGGAAGGCGAGGCCGGGCUGGCCCUGGCCCCAAACGAGUGUGACUUCUGCGUGACAGCCCCCCCGCCACUGCCUGUGGCUGUGGUGCAGGCCAUCCUGGAAGGGAAAGGGAACUUCAGCCCUGAGGGGCCCAGGAAUGCCCAACAGCCUGAACCAAGGGGUCCCAGGGAGGUAUCUGACAGGGGAACUCUGGGCCUGGAGAGGGGGGUGCGGAGCCCAGAGCAUCUGCUACCUCCCAUGUUGCUUCAGCCCCCCACUGAAAGUGUGGAGCCCGCAGGGCCCCUCGAUGUGCUGGGCCCCAGCCACCAAGGGCGAGAAUGGACCCUGAUGGACUUGGACAUGGAGUUGUCCCUGAUGCAGCCCUUGGGUCCAGAGAGGAGUGAGACUGAGCUGGCAGUCAAAGGGUUAAAUUCUCCAGGGCCAGGGAAGGACUCCACCCUUGGGGCACCACUCCUGCUGGAUGUCCAAGCGGCUUUGGGAGGCCCAACUCUCGGCCUUCCUGGAGCUUUAACCAUUUACAGCACCCCUGAGAGCCGAGCCUCCUACCUAGGCCCCGGGUCCAAUCCCUCCCCCUGAGACCUGCUUGGCUCUGAAACCAGCCUACCUGAGGGGCUGGCCUGCAGCAGCACCCCCUUCUGGGCUUCCUGGUGCCCUUGGAAGAGGCAGAACCAAGACCCUGCUACUUUGUGGUCCUUCUCCAUCACUGAGCCCUGCACAUAAACUGCAUUUUUUUCUGUGUUUCUGGUCUCUUUUCUUUACCGACCAGGGAGCACAGAAGUCAUGGGUGGGGGUGGAGGGGGACUUUGAAUUCAUA